This is a messenger RNA of Brettanomyces bruxellensis, 495 nucleotides long. RefSeq lists its product as uncharacterized. The record is from RefSeq and is a predicted model, not a curated record. Gene Ontology annotation, molecular function: ubiquitin conjugating enzyme activity. The transcript has a single exon. Gene Ontology annotation, biological process: proteasome-mediated ubiquitin-dependent protein catabolic process; protein polyubiquitination. Gene Ontology annotation, cellular component: nucleus. NCBI's taxonomy places the organism in Eukaryota, Fungi, Ascomycota, Pichiomycetes, Pichiales, Pichiaceae. The coding region runs from base 1 to 495 and encodes 164 amino acids.
AUGGGAUCUUCAGAAUUACGACGCACAGCACUAAAACGACUUUUUAAGGAGAUUCGAGCAUUCGACUCAUCGGCAGGCUUGAAAUUGCUCCAACCAGUUCAGGAUGAUAUGAGAAUCAUUUACAUUGACAUCAGUGUUUUGGAUAACCCAGAUAUAUACCCUAAAAGUCAGGUGUAUAGACUCUUGGUGAAGCCAUCCUCAACAUAUCCAUUUGAUCCGCCAGAAGUAAAAUUCAUAUCCUACGACAAAUUUACACAUACUAAAUAUCCAAUCCCAGUGCAUCCACACAUAUACUCAAAUGGGCACAUUUGCUUGAAUAUAUUGUAUGACGGUUGGUCCCCUGCAAAUACUCUCAACAGUAUCGGAUUGUCAAUUCAAAGUAUGCUCUCGGGUAAUAGUGUUAAUUCACGACCUGUGGAUGAUGAUGAAUAUUGUCGUAUUGCUCCUUCUAACCCAUUGAUGAGCAAAUGGCAGUUCGAUGAUGAUACUGUGUAG